Messenger RNA from Lathyrus sativus (Indian pea), 225 nucleotides. NCBI's taxonomy places the organism in Eukaryota, Viridiplantae, Streptophyta, Magnoliopsida, Fabales, Fabaceae. The record is from the annotation of a GenBank genome assembly.
AUGGAGAAGAAAUCAGCAGCUGCCUUGUCCUUCCUCUUCCUCGUUCUCUUUGUUGCACAAGAAAUUGCGGUGACUGAGGCAAACACUUGUGAGACUUUGUCUGCUAAAUACGAGGGACCAUGCUUCCUAAGUAGUGGCUGUUAUGAUACUUGCAAAAACAAAGAGAGCUUAGUUAGUGGCAGGUGCAGGAAUGAUUUUCGCUGCUGGUGCACUAAAAUCUGUUAA